UCGAAUAUCACGUCUGUCUUUCGCUGUAUCACUCGAUUCCGUUUUUCAUCCAAAAAUCGCGGCACUGUUUAAGCUGAAGCCUCUCGUCCACGUGGAUCUGACAGCACAGAUUGUUAGUAUGAUACACAAAUCGUCCUCUGUAUCCUAAGCCGGGGGUUGGGAGGGGAUAAUCAAAUCUUUUGACCCCAGCCAUCAUUCCCAGGAUAACGGGCACAGAGCCACUCUACUACUCUACAGCCUCAACUGUUGUUUCCUCUCGCCGACAUCUGCUGCAUGUUUCUCACAUUUGCAUCCGAUGCAACAAGAGCUCUGUAUUAGGAUGGUGAUGGACCACUUUCAUACCAAUUCCUGAAGACGAAAUCAGUUUAUUUGGAACAGAACAUUUCAUCUUUUUUUUUUUUUUUUAAUAUAUAUUUACUGAAAGAGUAUUGUAACAAUCAAGAGCCUGGUGUGACAUGAUGGAGAGUGUGGAGAAGGAGUGCGGUGCUCUAGGUGGAUUGUUUCAGGCGAUCGUCAACGAUAUGAAGUUCUCAUACCCAGUGUGGGAAGAUUUCAUUGCAAAGGCCACAAAACUACACUCCCAGCUAAGAACCACAGUGUUUGCGGCUGCAGCAUUUCUUGAUGCUUUUCAGAAGGUGGCAGACAUGGCAACCAACACGAGAGGUGCCACCAGGGAUAUUGGCUCAGCUUUGACCCGGAUGUGCAUGCGACACCGCAGCAUCGAAGCCAAACUGCGCUACUUCUCCAAUGCUCUAAUGGAAAAAAUGAUUGCCCCACUCCAAGACAAGAUAGAAGAGUGGAAGAAAACAGCCGCGCUGCUUGAUAAAGACCAUGCCAAAGAGUACAAGCGCUCUAGGCAGGAAAUCAAGAAGAAGUCAUCUGACACAAUAAAGCUGCAGAAGAAAGCCAGAAAAGGUCAGUCUUUUUGUUCUCUCUGUAGCACAGUGAUUCCUUCUCCUUAUCACACUCUCUCUCUGUGUUAUUAUCAGAGGAUUACUGCAUGUUUAAUAAUUUGUGAAAUUGUGUCGUGCUGGGAUCUUUUCUUACUCACCCACUUCACUUGCAUGCUUACUUUUUCUGAUGCCAAGAUUAAUUAGGUCAAAUACAGAUUAUAAAAUUCAAGAGUUGGAUCAAAAUGUCAU
Messenger RNA from Carassius gibelio (silver crucian carp), 1142 nucleotides. RefSeq names its product protein MTSS 2-like. Bases 456 to 1097 code for a protein of 213 amino acids. The transcript has 6 exons. Gene Ontology annotation, molecular function: actin binding; phospholipid binding. Gene Ontology annotation, biological process: plasma membrane organization; cell projection assembly. The record is from RefSeq and is a predicted model, not a curated record. Gene Ontology annotation, cellular component: actin cytoskeleton; cytoplasmic side of plasma membrane. Lineage: Eukaryota; Metazoa; Chordata; Actinopteri; Cypriniformes; Cyprinidae.